CCGCGUAGAGCACGUCGACUGACGGGACGCUUUAGCUCACGCGGACUGUCUCUGGGAGUGCUGAGUCGAAUAUCCUCUCUGGCGUCUCACCGUUAGAUACCGGCUGCUUUAUUCACCUGAAUCGGAAACAAAACAUUACACUUCGAGUUGGGACUCUCUUAAUUACUCAAAGUGGUGACCUUAACACCGGUUUCUGGGCGAACAUUUGCGUAGAACAAGAACUGCGUGUCGUUAACUGAAAUCACACUGUAGUGAAAAUUCAAGACCCACGAUGGACCCGAGAGACACUGCCCCUGAUUCCUGGGAACAAGAGGACGAUGUGGAGGCCACAAUUGACGGACAACUUGACUCAGCAUUCAUAGCCCUUAAUGUGAAUGCUAAACCGUUUGUUCCCAAUGUGAACGCCGUCGAAUUUGUUCCAUCUUUUCCCUCGAAAGCACACUCUGAAGACCUUGAUUCUGUCGUUGCUGUUGAAAAGAUAUCCACCAUGGAGGUGUCAGAAAGUGCUGCUCCUGUUGAAAACGGCAACACAGCAAUGACCACAGAGGAGCCGUGGGACCAGAAAGAGGCCGUGCCAACGGAGGAGGAGCCAGGAGGCGGAUCUUGUGGGGACCGGGGGCCUUCGGUGGUGGCGGCAACAACGGAGGAGACGGCUCCAGAGAUAAUGGAGGAGGAAGAGGAAACUCCAGCGCCAAAGGUUCCACCUACACAGCCAGACGCCCCGAAGAAGGAACACAUCAAUGUUGUGUUCAUCGGACACGUAGAUGCUGGCAAGUCCACCAUUGGCGGACAAAUCAUGUAUCUAACAGGCAUGGUAGACAAGAGAACCUUAGAGAAGUACGAGAGGGAAGCCAAGGAAAAGAACAGAGAAACCUGGUAUCUGUCUUGGGCUUUAGACACCAACCAAGAGGAGAGGGAUAAAGGCAAGACGGUGGAGGUGGGCCGAGCAUACUUUGAGACAGAAGAAAAGCACUUUACUAUCUUGGACGCUCCAGGCCACAAAAGCUUUGUGCCCAACAUGAUCGGAGGUGCAUCACAAGCAGACUUGGCUGUUCUGGUGAUCUCUGCCAGGAAAGGGGAGUUUGAAACUGGAUUUGAAAAGGGUGGACAGACACGGGAGCACGCCAUGUUGGCCAAAACAGCUGGUGUCAAGCACCUGAUAGUUCUGGUGAAUAAAAUGGAUGACCCAACAGUCAACUGGAGCCUGGAGAGAUAUGAAGAGUGUAAGGAAAAACUAGUGCCAUUUUUGAAGAAGGUGGGCUUCAACCCGAAGAAAGACAUUCACUUCAUGCCGUGCUCCGGACUGACGGGAGCCAACCUGAAGGAGCCCACUGACAUGUGCUCCUGGUAUACAGGGUUACCAUUCAUUCCACACUUGGACAGUUUGCCACAUUUCUACAGAUCAAGUGAUGGCCCUGUCAGAUUGCCCAUCGUAGACAAAUACAAGGACAUGGGCACUGUGAUUCUGGGCAAACUGGAGUCUGGCUCAAUCAGUAAAGCACAGCAGCUUGUCAUGAUGCCCAACAGGCAUGUGGUGGAGUUGUUGAGUCUCCUGUCAGAUGAUGUGGAGACGGAUGAUGCCGGGCCGGGUGAAAACCUCAAGCUGCGGCUGAAGGGCAUUGAGGAGGAGGAGAUUCUGCCUGGCUUUAUCCUGUGUAACGCUGAGAACCUCUGCCACUCAGGGCGCACCUUCGACGCCCAGAUCGUCAUCAUUGAACACAAAUCCAUCAUCUGUCCGGGUUACAACGCGGUCCUUCACAUUCACACCUGCAUUGAAGAAGUGCAAAUUACGGCCUUAAUCUGUAUGGUAGACAAGAAAACAGGAGACAAGAGUAAGACACGGCCACGAUUUGUCAAACAGGACCAAGUUUGCAUCGCUCGUCUGCGCACAGCAGGAACCAUUUGCCUCGAGACCUUUAAAGACUUUCCUCAGAUGGGACGGUUUACCUUACGAGACGAAGGUAAGACCAUCGCCAUCGGUAAGGUGCUGAAGCUGGUAGCUGAGCGGGACUGAAGAGCACAGAGCUUCCUGAGAGUCCUGGUGAGAAGGAACGGGCGGAGCUCGGUCAUAACCCGCCCACACAGUUGUCAGCGGCGACAGCACCUCUGUCACGCCCCCCUUCUGUGUGUCGAAGAACAGCUUCAGAAAAAAACUCAUGUGAAAAAGAACCAGUUUUUAAGCAAAUGACACACCAAGAUGAAGUCCACGAGUCAGCUUUCUCAUAUUGAGAGCUCAGCUAUGCCAUUUCUGGGUUAGCCCUCCCUCCACCUCUCCCCACCUCCCCACUCAUCAUUACAUGAUUGUUUUUUCUUCCACUUUUGAAGACAAUGAGAAAUGGCGGAAGUUAUAUCUGUAAACAGAAUGUGGACCAGGAUUCUGCUUGGAAUAUAAAGGAUGAUUUUCAGGAGUAAAUUGCAAAAGAAAUUGCUUGCAAGAACUUAACCAGUUGAAACCAAAAUGUUUAUCUUGGGUGUACAUGUCUCCCUUUGCUUUAACCCAGUUUUUGGUUUCUCGUGGCGUUCUAGCAUUGUGCUUGAGCGUGUUCAAAUGUUAUUAAAGCAAACAACUAUGACAAUAAAAUAAUACAUUUGGAAAACAAA
Messenger RNA from Cottoperca gobio, 2601 nucleotides. RefSeq names its product G1 to S phase transition 1, like (gene gspt1l). The coding region runs from base 272 to 2014 and encodes 580 amino acids. The transcript is spliced from 14 exons. The record is from RefSeq and is a predicted model, not a curated record. Gene Ontology annotation, molecular function: GTP binding; GTPase activity. Lineage: Eukaryota; Metazoa; Chordata; Actinopteri; Perciformes; Bovichtidae.